AUGAAGUUUUCACAAGCCACCAUCUUAGCUAUUUUUGCUUCAACUGCUUUGGUUUCUGCCGCUCCAGCAAAUGUCAUCUCCGAACAAACCAUGGUCAAAAGAGAAGACCUUAAUGCCGUUGUCGAAUUAAUCAAUGAAAUCAAACACAUCAACUCCAAGAGAGAAUACGCCGAAGGUGAAGAUUUAUUGGAAUUACAAAGAAGAGCCGACAGUGUUAUUGGUGAAUUAGUUUCUGCCUUAUACAACUCUGGUGUCAUUGGUUUAGUCUGGGAUAAAUUGACUACUGAUCCAGCUAUUUCCAGUACUCUUUCCAGUAUCAUUAAAUCUGCUAUUCAAGGUGCCCUUGUCCAAGGUGGUGCUUUAAUCCAAGCUGUCUGGAACUCUGGUUUAUUAGGUGAUGUUUUCAACAAAUUAAUCAACGAUACUGAUUUAAGACAAGCUUUAUUGGAUGUUGGUAAAGCUCUUUUCAGCACUGCUGCUAACUUGGUUUCCACUUGGCUCAGUGGCAGCUCCAGUUCUAACACUGCUGCUACUCCUGCUGCUGCUGCCGCUCCAGCUGCUACUGGUGCCUCAAAGAGAGAAAUUAUGGAAGCUUCUGAAUACUUGAGUGAAAGAGAUUUGGGUUCUAUUCUUUCUUGGAUUGUUCAAACCAUCAAAGACACUGGAAUUGUUCAAUCUUUGGUUAACCAAGUCAUCAACAACCCAGACACUGUUAUCAGUUUCUUGACUUCUGCCCUUAAGAAUGGUUUAGUUAUUGUCGAAGAUCUUUACGACUGGGCUAAGCAAUCUGGUUUAUGGGAUCAAGCUUUAGUAUACAUUCAAAACAAUGCCGGUAGUUGGAUUAAAGCUCUUGCUGGAUUAUUCGGUAAUGCUUUAUCUAACGGUACUAUCACUGCUUCUGACAUCAACAAUGCUGGUAGUUUAUCUAACCCAAGUGCUACUGGUACUACCACUGCUUCUACUGCUGCUCCAAAAGCCGCCACUCCAGCUGCUGCUAGUGCUGCUGCUCCAAAAGCUGCUACCCCAGCUUCCACUGGUGCUGCUGUUGCAUCCAAGGCUGCUGCUCCAGCUGCUGCUUCUGGUUCUAGUGCCAGUUCCGGUUCUUCAGGUAGCAAUGCUGACUUGAAUGCUUUAAUACAAAAAUACGGUGGUGGUUCUGGUUCUACUUCUACCCCAUCUGUUGAUACUUCUGGUUUAUCCAGCGACGUUAACACUUUGGUUAAUGCUGCUGGCCAAGCUGCUUCUUCAUUGAAGAAAAGAAAACUUUAUUAG
Candida dubliniensis CD36 is the source of this 1272-nucleotide messenger RNA. RefSeq names its product Op4p (gene OP4). The record is from RefSeq and is a predicted model, not a curated record. The coding region runs from base 1 to 1272 and encodes 423 amino acids. NCBI's taxonomy places the organism in Eukaryota, Fungi, Ascomycota, Pichiomycetes, Serinales, Debaryomycetaceae. The transcript has a single exon.